Molecule: messenger RNA, 1307 nt
Organism: Paramecium sonneborni
Lineage: Eukaryota; Ciliophora; Oligohymenophorea; Peniculida; Parameciidae
Source: the annotation of a GenBank genome assembly
AUGUAAUAAGGCAGUUUUUAGGCAAAAUUUAAGGCUGCUCUUGCUAUUUCCUAAAUGGAUAAAAAGCAUAGAUAACAAAAUAAGAGUCAAGUUUAAAAUCAAUUAUGUGAAACCAUUGUAUAACAUAAUGGAAAUAAAUGUACUUUUUAUAUGGGAAAUGAUAAAAUGGCAGAAAUUGAUGAAAAUGGAAUAGUAGUUCCAGAACAGGAUAUUUAAGUUAUAUCUAAGAAAAAUGAAUCAUAAAAACUUCCAAGUAUUGAGGGAAUGCUCCUUAAAAAAAGUCCACAUUAUUUCUAAGGAUGGUAAUAGAGAUGGACAGUUUGUAAAAAUAAUCGUCUUAUUUAUUACUUACCUGAAAAUUAAAAUUCCCCUUAUGGAGUUCUUGAUUUUAAUAUCAUGUCAUAUUCAUUAUAAGAUGUCAAAAAUUAGUAAGGUCAAAUAACUGAAUUUGUGUAUUAAUUUUUUACUCUAUUUUAAGAUUAAUUCCAAGUGGUUCUACAAAGAACUUUAUUUUUAAAGCUGAAAAUGCUGAUAAAACAAAAGAUUGGUAUCAUGUUGUUAGAGAAAAUAAAGAUACUUCUGAAGGAGCAAAAAAGAUUAUCAAUUCUUUAAAUAAAUAUCCUAGAUUUUGGAGAGUAACUUUAAAUAUAAUCAAUUAUAUAGACAGAUAGAAUAUCAUUUGAAUAAUUUUAAAAAAUAGGAGAUACUGCUGAUAUACUUCUAUUCAGAGGAACCGGAGCUAAUUGUUUAAUUUAAAGAGGAUUAACUGGUUCUGAUUAUGAUCAUGCUGCCCUAUUAUUAAGAUUUCCAUCAGGAUCUUUGUAUAUAUUAGAAGCUACUGGUUGUUAUGGAGUAGGAUUAUGUUCUUGGUGUAAAUAGAUUAUUAAUUACAAAAGAGGACAUGAUUGCUGAAAGAUGGUUCGAACUAUUUGAUAAGAUUGUAAUUAGAAGAUUGGAAAUUGAAAGAGAUCAUAAAUUUUUAAGUACAGUUUAAGAAUUUGUAACUGAAAAUAUUGGUAAAAAAUAUUCACUCACUCCAAUGAAAUUACUCAAAUAAAAAUCUACAGUCUAAGAUAUAAAUAAAUAAGCUAAUAAGGUAAAUUUUAUAAACAAUCUUUUUUUAGGAAGAAAGAACAUUCUUUUGUUCUGAAUUAGUCGCAGCUCUUUACAAAAAGUUAGAAAUCUUUGAUUAAUAAAAAUCUUCAGCAUAAUAUUGGCCAGGAAAUUUAUCAUCUGAAAAUAAAGGACUUGUAAUUUUAAAAGGGAAAUUGCAUCCAGAAUAACUGAUUGAUUUUAGUAAUAUAUGA